GGAAGUAGAGACCCAACUCCAAAACAGCUUGGAAAUCGAAUAUCAGAACAGAAAGUAAGGAGGGAGAGGGAGAAAGGAAAGUCACUUCCUUGAAAAUAGGCUUUGUUUCUUCAUAGCAUUAGUGAGCAAAAUUUGUUUUCUUCCUCUUAUUAACAGCUACAGGGGAGAUGGCUUUAGAGGCGCUUAUUGAUUCCAAUUAUCCAUUGGAAAUCUGCUCCAUGAAAUCAUCUCAGGUGAGUGGAGACUUGGUGCAAUCCUCAAAUUCUGAUAAUGUGCAACAAAAAGACAGGCAGUUUCCAGACAUGCUAGCUUCACUUUUCGGCACAUUGUCAGGAAAUACUAUAGAUAUUUCAUCUAAAAUUCCACAACCAAAUGUGGGUGGGAUCUCUUCCAGCACUAAUUCAACUACUUUAAAUAGUUUGACCAACUUGGAACUGAGUGUUGGGACAGGUUCUUCGCUUACUGGGGUCAACUCAACUGUUUUGAGAGGUCCUAAUAUGCAAAGAAGUGCUGUUACUGAUAUGGAUCGACUUAAUUUGCCAGUAUUACCUUUCUCUUUACAUAAUUCAAGCAUUUCAGGAUUCUCUACUACCAAUGAUUCGUCUAUUGCACAAGAAGACUUCCAUUUAGGCCAAAACUGCUCUCUGGUGAAGAAAAGAAAACACCAACAAGGAUGCUUUAGUACCAAAUCUCAGUCUGGAAAGAGUCAUAAAUCAUUUCUUAAUGGUGAAAAACACGAGCUUUCUACUUCAGAUGAGAUGUGUAAAAAACUGAGAUUAGACAUUAAGCAAGAUGCUGUUCUAUACCAGCAUAUUGCUCAGCAACAACUACAAAGUGGAGACAAAGUGCAAUUGCAAAGUCAUUCUCCAUUGCUACAGACAUUAAUUCAACAACAUAAGCUAGAACAUCAGAGGCAGCAAAAGAUGUUGCAGUUCAUUACAGACUUACCAGGAGUUGAGAUGAAGAAGCAGAGGCAGCAACAAAUGAGGGACUACCUACAACAGCUGGAGUUGCAACAAGUACAUCAAAUGCACCCUAUCAACAGUAAUAUAUGUUCGCGCAGGCUGUCACAGUACAUGUACCAUCUGCAGCAUCGGCCACCAGAAAACAGAAUUGCCUACUGGAGGAAGUUUGUGGCAGAGUAUUUUGCUCCUUGUGCUAAAAAAAGGUGGUGUCUGUCUUUGUGUCAUAGUGUUAGACUUCGUGCCAUCAAUCUCUUCCCGCAGGCAGCUAUGGACACAUGGAAGUGUGAGUUAUGUGGCACUAAAUCUGGAAGGGGGUUUGAGGCAACUUUUGAAAUGCUUCCUAGGCUGAAUAAAGUUCAGUUUGAGAGUGGUAUUUUUGAUGAACUUUUAUUUCUGGAAUUGCCACGCGAGUACGGACUCCCUUCUGGGUUAAUGGUGUUGGAAUAUGGUAAGGCAGUUCAUGAAACUGUGUUUGAACAAUUUCGUAUUAUUCGAGAGGGCCAACUCCGCAUUGUCUUCACUCUCGAUUUGAAGAUACUGUCUUGGGAAUUCUGCUCAAGGGACCAUGAAGAACUGUUGCAUCGAAGUUUAAUUGCAUCACAGGUUAAUAAGUUUGUCCAUGCUGCACAAAAAUAUCAAGCAGCCAUUAGCAAUGGUGGAUCGGAUAAGACAUCAUCACACAAUCAAGAAGAAAAUCAAGCCAUGUUAUUGUCAGCUGGAUGCAAGCUUGGAAAAAAGUUUGAUAUACAGCUGGUUGGAGAGUUGGGGUUUCCGAAAAGAUUCAUCCGGUGCUUGCAGAUAGCUGACAUUUUCAAUAGCAUGAGAGAUUUGAUGACUUUGAGCUGGAAGAAUAAAAUUGGACCAAUUGAGAGCUUGAAGAAUUAUUCCCAAAAAAUUACUGAGACCAAAUUGCAGAAAGAUGAAUUUCAGGCAAAGGAAAAGCUUGAUAUUUUACAGGGCAUGGCAACUGAUGCAACUAACUUAUCAUCUACUUCUCAUGGUCAUAACAGCAAUGGGAAUGAUAACUCAAACAUAAGCAAGGAUGGACUUUUAACAAGCUCAGAAAAGGCAGCCUUGGCACAUCCUGGUGAUUACUGCAAAUUGCUAAGACAAACCUCCCUUAGUUCAAAUAUUAGCAAAUUGAAGGAGUCUUCUUGUUUAUUCAUGUUUACUGACCACAAGGGAGCAUUUCAAGAUCCCAAUUCCUUGAAACUGGAUUUUAGCCAUAACUUAACUCGUCCAAGUUCACAUUUCCCUGAAAGCACCCGAAACCUACAAGACGCUAUGAUUCAAAAAUUGCUUCUAGAGAUGUUCAAUGAUUGUGAAGCAAUGAAUCAGGCUGAGAAGGAAGCAGUAAAUCAUAAUAUCAAUAGUGUACUGGCAAGCAAGAUGACGAAUGCUAAGGGAACAGGUACUUCUGGUGAUGCAACAACAUCCAAGAGUGGCAUUGUGGCAAAGGCAAGUGGUUUUGUUGAGGCUGCUUCUUUUAUGGACUCUUCCAAGGAUUGUGGAAUCACAAGAGAACCAACUCUGCAGAAAAGGUCUAUUUUGCCUGAGGUCCUGGCUAUGUUUAAUGGGUUAAAAGAAAAUGAGAUUGCCAAAGUCAUUCAUGGAAGUAGCAUUGGCUAUGAUUGGAAGACAUGACCAUCUCAUUUCGUCUAUAAUUAUUUUGGGCUCUGCCAUUGGGGAUUAAUGCUUAGUUGAAAGUAGCUGUACAGAAGGUAUGAAGAAGCCUUUUUUUGGAUAAUAGUUUCUUUUUGUGAUUUUGAUUAUAUUCUCAAUGAUUUUGGUAUAUCAACAUGAUCUGCAAGAUUUCAAGCCUGUAUCAUAAUGCUCUUGUUUUGUUAGGGAAGAUCAGCAGGUGCAAAGCAAGUGUAAAGCAACAUCCCCCAGUCAUAAUAUGAUUAUUACUAUUCUAUUAUAUUAUCUCUACCCUUUGUUGAUUUUGGAUUCUAAUGUCUGACUACUUUAUACAUUGUGGAUUUCCAUACAAUGCAGAAAUGUUUUUAGUUCGAGAUA
Jatropha curcas is the source of this 2984-nucleotide messenger RNA. Its product is annotated as putative transcriptional regulator SLK3. The record is from RefSeq and is a predicted model, not a curated record. NCBI's taxonomy places the organism in Eukaryota, Viridiplantae, Streptophyta, Magnoliopsida, Malpighiales, Euphorbiaceae.